This is a messenger RNA of Antechinus flavipes (yellow-footed antechinus), 10558 nucleotides long. Its product is annotated as zinc finger protein 501-like. Gene Ontology annotation, cellular component: nucleus. The coding region runs from base 569 to 2158 and encodes 529 amino acids. Gene Ontology annotation, biological process: regulation of transcription by RNA polymerase II. NCBI's taxonomy places the organism in Eukaryota, Metazoa, Chordata, Mammalia, Dasyuromorphia, Dasyuridae. The record is from RefSeq and is a predicted model, not a curated record. The transcript has 4 exons. Gene Ontology annotation, molecular function: DNA-binding transcription activator activity, RNA polymerase II-specific; RNA polymerase II cis-regulatory region sequence-specific DNA binding.
GCCAGGACUACGGUUCCCAUGAGGCCUCAGAGUAGGGCAUCGCUGACCUUAGAACGCUACUGUCCCGAAGGCCUAUGGGGAUUGUGGUUUUUACUUCCCCAGGUAGUGGGGGAGGGGGUCGUGGAAAUCAUUGGUUCGCCUUUCUUGCUGCAAGAUGGGUGGGAUGUGAGCUUACCCGGGACAGAGUUGCAGGGGCUGAUAAGCGUCAGGGCUCAACGGGAAAUCUAGUAGAAAGCUGGAUGGCUUUGGGAGGGAUCGAGCCCCUCCCGCCCCCGCCCCUUCUUCGGGUACUCUGCCUCUCACUUCCUGUUUCCGCUACUCCUUUCAUUUCUCCCCGUCCCCAAAUUCCCGUGUCUGAGCUCAGUCCGCUGUCUGGCUGGCAGUCGAGUUGGUGGUGCAGAGACAGUGUUCCUUCCCCUUCUCAUUAAACCUAACUUCCCAGUGGUCCUUUCUUUCCUCCCAGUCCUGUUCCCCUUACUCCAUCCUGGCGCAGUCCAUAAUUCCCCUUUCCCCCUGCCCUUCCCCUUCCUCCCCAUGUCCUUGUCCCUCCCCUUCUCCUCCAGCUCUUAUGUCACCUACAUCUUCCCAUCCUUCUCUCCUCUCUGCUUCUCACUUUUCUCCACCUUCCCUCUCAUUGUCUUCCACUGGUCAUCUUAAUCCUCCACCCCCUAUGCCAGUGACUUUCACAGACGUGGCUGUGUAUUUUGGAGAUGUCAUGUGGGAGAGCUACAGGGACCUCAUCUCCUUAGGAUUUCCAUUCCCUAAACCAGAACUGAUCCCUCACCUGGAGGAAGGGAAUGAGCCAUGGGGUCCGGGAUCUCAAGAAUCUGAAGAAAUGGGAGUCCCAAAAGAAUCCUAUCCAGGCAUGAGGACCAAGGAAGAAGAAGAGGCAGAAUCAGUCCCUGACCUUCCUUCUGUCUUGGAGAGUUCCCCACUACCAGCUAUACCCUGUGGCUCAACCAUCUCCCCACCCCCAGCAUCCCCACCCCCACCCCCAAAACCCUUUUCCUGCCCUGAAUGUGGUUCCUGCUUCUCACGACGCUCCCACCUUUCCCGCCAUAGGCUGAUUCACUCCGGUGAGCGCCCCUUCCCCUGCCCUGAAUGUGGAAAGUGCUUUGCCCAGGGUGCCCACCUGGCCUUGCAUCUGCGUUCCCAUACAGGUGACCGACCCUAUUCUUGUGGUCAGUGUGGCCGAAGCUUUCGCCAUGGCUCCCAUCUGGCCCGGCACCGACGCACACAUCUGCCUGACCCCCCCUACCGAUGUGGCCAGUGUGGCAAGGGUUUCUCCCAGAGCUCUGGGCUCCUACAGCACGCCACUGUCCACACCGGCGAGCGUCCCUAUAUUUGUGCUGUUUGUGGCAGAGGCUUUGGCCGUCACCCCAGCCUUAUCCGCCACCAAAAGUCCCAUUCAGGGGAACGUCCUUUCCCCUGUCCUGAGUGUGGCAAGCGCUUCACUCAGAGUGCCAAUCUUGCUCGCCAUCUUCGGACACACACUGGAGAGACACCAUACCUGUGUAGGGAGUGUGGGCGCGGCUUUAGCCAACACCCUCGCUUAGUGGCACACCGGAAGACCCACCACUCAGGACCCCCACCCCCACCCCCUCCUGUCCAUUCCUGCGCUGACUGUGGUCUACUGUUCCCUCAGGCUCUGGCCCUGGUCCGUCACCAGGCAGCCCAUCAUGGUGGUGAGAAGCCAUUCCGCUGCACCCAGUGUGGGGAGGGUUUUGGUCACCGCUCCAACCUGAGGCGCCACCAGCGUGGCCAUGGUGGGGAGCGGCCGUACCGCUGCAGUCAGUGUGGCAAAGGCUUUGGCCAGAGCUCCGGCCUGGUCCAGCACCAGCGCAUUCACACUGGUGAGAAGCCCUUCCGCUGCCCAGACUGCGGGCGUGGAUUCCGCUAUAGCUCCAACCUGGCGCAACAUUACCGGGGCCACACUGGGGACCGCCCCUUCCGCUGUGAGCAUUGUGAUCGUGGCUUUACCCGUAGCUCUCACCUGCUACGACACCGUGCCACACAUGGUGGGGAGGAUGGAGAUGAGGACUGUAGGCCCGGAGGGAUCCCUGUGCUGACAAUUAAGGCAACUUCCCUAAGCCAGGAAUCUCCCAAGGACUCUGGAGGCACUGUCCAAGUGAGUGAAACCCUAUCUCAGCCAGAGUGAUUUAUUUGUUCCCUGCGGUUGGAGCAACUGAGUCUUACUCCAGCCCAGUCUUUGGCUGUAGUGACUCCCAAAGCAGCCACUUUUUUGUAACCCAGAUGAUUACUCUUCCCUUGUCUUUCCUCAGAGAACAGGUAACCAACUCCCCAUGCCCAUGCCAGGAGUGAGAGCUCCUAAGUGCCCUCCUUGUCUCUCUGAGACUAUGCCUAUGAGACCUCCUCUAGGGGCUGAUUCCCUUUGCCUAAGGAAAAGUGUUUCCCAAAAGAGAGUACGCUCCCUGUUCUUUUCUCUCUUCAUCUUUAUCUAAAGAGUUUGUUGAGGCUGUCUCAGGAAUAGCUGGCAAUUACAGGUCUCUGCAGGAAACUUCAAGGAAGAUAAACUGAAUCCCUGUGAUAACCCCUGCCUGGGAUACAAAAAAAUCACACUAAUACUUUCAGAAGUUGCACUUGGUUCUUAACCACCAUCUCUUUAUUUCUGACUGAUCCCAUGAUGCUUUGGAGGCUACCUGGGAUCCUUUCUUUUAUGGGUACCAAAGUACUUUCCACAGCUUCCUUUGACAAUGUGAUCUACACUGACUGUAGCUCUCUAAAGGUGCCAGAUCUUAAAACUCCUUAUCACAUUGAGUCAAGAACACAGGCAAAUCGAGCUAUCCCUUUCCAGUUGCUUACAUUCCCUUGCAUUACUAACGUUCUAUAGAAAACCUGGGAUUUCCAUAUUGUAGAUGCUGUCUCCAGUGAUGUAGCUCAAAAAUUGCCAUUGCCCAUGUCUAUGACAAUUCUUAUUACCAUCCCCCCCCCCAAAAAAAAGCAUCACCCAGUUGCCAACCUUUAGCUGAUGAACUCUUCCAAACUUAAUUAGAUUGCCUCUAGUGCAACAGACUCAGUGGAUUGUUAGACUAUACUUUCAAACAUCUUUUUGAUUUGGUAAAACCUGUCAAAAUUUAAAUGGAUUGCUCUUGUAGUAAAAUCUUAAAAGAACUUAGCCUCACCUCCAUACCAAAAUAAGGCAUCAGAAUAAGACUGUAUUAGAAUGUUCCCUUAGAUUAAAGCCUACAAAUGUUGGGAGAUAUAAUUAGGAAAAUCAGAAGCAAGAUAAAAGUACAAUAGCAGGGUCUGGUUGAAAAAACUAAAAGGGGGGGGUGGAGUAAGGGAAGUUGGAGAGAGAUUAGAAGAUAGAAAUAAGGGAAUGAGACAGGGUAUCACUUGUUAAAAAGUAAUAAUUUCACCAUAUAGUAUUGUAUUUUAUAGUCAAAAAUUUUCAUAUUUUAUUUGAUCCUCAUAUAGGCCUGUGAGGUAGAUAGUCUCAUUUUCAUUUGUUAAGAUGGGGUCUGGGAUAGGAAAGGGCAAUCUCACAUACCCAGCCAAAGGAAAAACCAGGAUUGGAACUGGAUCUUCUGAUUUGAACAUCGAUGGAUGUUUCACUAUGUCCAUACCACUUCUAGUACACUAGCUGGCUUGGUCCUGUCACCAGAAAGCUUAUAGCGUAUUUAAGAAAACAGGACAUAUCUAGGGGGAAAAAAAAAAGAAGGCAAUAUAUAAGGACAAAGCACUAUGCAGUGAGGCCCCCUUAUUUACAUUCCUCAGAACCUACAUUUCCUAUCCAUACAGGGUCUCUUACCCCUGUAUGAAAAGCAGUCCAUGGUUUCCAUAAAAGUUUCCAGUGAGGGAUAUGCAGUUCUCAUACAGACAUGUCACAGUGGAGAAAAUGGGAUCUAGUGCCAAAGUUGACACCAAAGGAGGAAACUAUUUCCAUCUGUCCUUGGAGAAGGUACUAGGAUGAGAAAAGUCCAUACUUGCAAUAUCUUUUGUGCUUAUUGUUAAUAAUAAGGUAUAAAUAGUUAUUUUAGUUAAUUUAUUAUCUUUCCUCAAUGUAACUUUUGGGUUGUUAACAGUAAAUAAUAAAUAUUUGAGUUGGAAUCUCUCCUAGAAUGUGUCAAAGGGAUUUACCUUUCUUUGUAUCUCCAAUAUUGGGGCAAGACCUUGGCACAUAGUAAGCACUUAGUAAAUGCUUAUUGGUUGACUAUUUUGAUAAGUGCAAGAAAGAACUAUGGGAUGGCUGAUAUUUAAGCUUAGAGAUAGUUGCAUCCAAAAUUCUUUCUUUGCAAAUAAGAAAAUGAAGGUCUAGAGAGGGGAAAGAAGUUAUAUUGCAAUACAAUAUCAAGCUAUAAUAUGAACCAUAUAUAGUAAUCAAGCGAUCUGAAUCAAAGAAAUGCUUCCUAAAGGAGGUAAGGGUGGAGAGGAAGGACACAGGUAAGUAGAAAAGAGAGAGUCAUACAUUCCUUCUAAAGCAACGUCUGCAUCAGGAAAUUCUAUGUCCUGCCUCCAUGUCUUUUAUAAGUUGUCCCCUAGGGGACAUAGAAUGUUGAAUAUAGGAAACAGCAAAUAGGUCAGUUUUCCUGGAACUUAGAUUUCUAGAAGUGUAUUUAAUUAUUCUGGAGAGAUAGUUAAGAGCCUAACUGUGAAGAAUUUUAAAUAUCAAACAAAGGAGCAACUUUAUCCUAAGCAAUUGAAGCUUCUUAAGCAGGGGAAUGAGUGGUCAGAGCAGUGCUUUAGUGAUAAUCACUUUGGUAGCAGGUGAAAGAUGGAGUGAGAGAAGAGAGACCAAUUGGAAAGCAAUUACAAAAGUUAAGGCAAGAGAUAUUGAGGUCUUAAAUUAGAGAGGUGACCAUAUGAAUGAAAGGAGAACUGGUAAGAGAGAUUAAAGAGGUAGAAUUGACAAGAUCACAUUACUGGAUAUGGGAGUUGAGGGAAAGGGAAGAAUCAGUAGCAAAACCUGUUGUGAACAUAGGAGUCUAAGUAGUGGAAAAAGUUGAGAGGAAGAAUGAGUUUAUAGGAAAAGAAAUUCUUUUUGAGUUUGAGAUGACUAUGGAGGAAGCUGGAGGUCUGAAUACAGGAGAUAUGAGAGUUGAAUAUGUAGAUUUGAAAAUGAACUGCAUAGAGGCAACAAUUAAAUUCAUGAAAGCAGAUGAGAUCAUCAAAGAUAGUGUAGGGACAGAUAAGAGAGCCCUGCUCAUCAGGGAAUAAUAAACCAGAGGGGGGGCAAAGUUUGGUUUUGGCAGUAUGGAAAAUGAAGGAGAAGAAAUAAAAAGUAAAUUAUAGGUUAUAGAUCUGUGAGUCAAUAAAAUAAUAGUGAUGCUAUUUACAUUAUAUUCACUAAAAUUUCUCCAGAUAUCUUGGGAUUUAUAGGCCUUAAUCACUGCAUAGACUUUGUCUGAGGCAAACUGAGACCUGUUAAAAACCUUAAAAUAAAAAGGACAAGAUCUUCCACUGCUUUCAGGACCAUUUCUAAUAGUUCUGAUCUAUAUUUUGCUACCGGACCUAGAUGGCUCCAGAAGAGAAGGUGAGACUGGUGACCCUCCCUCAUUUAAAUACAAUUUAUUUACAUGUUAUGGCAUCACCUUCCUGAUGUCAUAAAUUUUUUCAAGAAUGCAAGACAAACAACAACCUCUGUGAGUAAUAGUAGCAGCUGUCCCACUGGGGACCCAAUUGUUAACUGGCCAGUUGGACAACACAGCUCUUUUUUUUCUCUUUUCUCUCCUUUCUUUUUCUUUCCCUUUCUUUCCCUCUAUUCACUUGGGAUAUCAUACCCUUACCUAUGAGUGCUCUGCCCAAAUGAAUGUAAAUUUUGAUAGGUAAAACCUUGCAAGAUAGUUUGGGAUUUAUGGGCUAGAAUGAUGCCUUAAAUCCAAAUCACUCUGGCUUCUGAUCUACAUCCUGCCACUGGACCCAGUGAAGAGAGUGAGGCUGGUGACUUUGCCCAGCCUAUCCUGAUUUAAAUCCAAUUCACUUGCAUCUCAUAGCAUCGCCACCCUGAUGAUAUGGAUCUCUUCCUGAAGAAAGGAUCAAUAGCAAGGAUCCAUUUGAUAGUUAUGGAUAAUUAGAAAAGGAUAAAAAUUUAAAUGUUCAGAUGACAGAGAAUGUAAUUUGAAGGAAUGGGAAAUAAAUGUAGCAGGAGAAAAACAGGGAACCAAGAAAAGCAAAAUGAGAAUUAAUAGUGUUAGCCAGAAAACUAGGAAAACCAGAAAGUAAGAUCAAUUAGGGAAGAAUUAGGAAAGGCAUGUUCAAUAAUAUCUGAAAAGAAGAUGAAAACUUAAAAAUCAUUGUAUUUGGCCAAGAAAAAGUAACUGAUGAACUUAAAAUAAUAGUUAGCAUUUAUAUAGUGCUUUAAAGUUUGCAAAGCACUUUACAAAGAAUAUCUUAUAUGAUCCUCUGAACUUUAGAUAUGGCUGCUAUCAUUGUCCUCAUUUUACGCAUAAGGAAACUGAAGCAAGCAGAGGUUAAGUGAUUUGCCUAGGAUCACAUAAUAAAAAUCUAGAUUUGAAUUCAAGUCCAUUCACUGUGCCACUGAGCUGCCUCCAAAUCCAGUGAACAAAUCCAUCUUUGAAACAACUUGAGUUAUGUCCCCAUAAACUUCUUGGAUUUGAAGGGCAUCAGAUUAGGUUAGGAAAUGUAGGGACAUGUGAAGGGAAUCACUUGAUAUUUUAUGAAUAAAGAGGAAUGUUAAAGGUAAAAAGAUUUGAAGUUCAGAAGGGAGUAAGGAUAUGGCAACAAGAAAUGUAUCUUCUACUAUGUCCAAAAAAGGCUACCAAACUGUUCAUACUCUUUGACCUAGUAGUGUCACUACUGGUCUUGUAUCUCAAAGAGAUUAUAAAAGAGGGAAACAUAUUUGUAGCAGUUCUUUUUGUGGUGUCAAAUUAUUGGAAAUUAGCAGAAUGUGCAUCAAUUGGGGGAUGACUGAAUAAGUUAUAAUAUUUGGAUGUCAUGGAAUAUUAUUGUUCUAUAAGGAAUGAUGAAUAGGCUAAGUAAAGUGAGCAGAACCAGGACAACAUUAUACACAGUAACAAGGUUAAGGGAUGGUCAUCUACAAUAAACUUAGCUCUUCUCACCAAUACAGUGAUCUAAGAUCCAAGAAAAUGUCAUUUGUAUCCAGAGAAAGAACUAUGGAGAUUGAAUGCAGAUUGAAGCAUACUAUUUUUCACUUGUUUUUAGCUUGUUUUUUGUUUUUUUUUCCUUUCUCAGGCUUCCCCCCCCCUUUUUUUUUUGUUUUUCUUUCACAGUAUAACUAAUAUGGAAAUAUGUUUUAAAUGUUUGUAAAUAAGCCUAUAUCAGAUUGUUUGCUAUCUUGGGAAAGGGAAAGAAAGGAGGGAGAAAAGAAAUUGGAACUUAAAAUCUUACAAAAAUAUUGAAAACUAUCUUUAAGUGUAAUUGAAAAAAUAAAAUAUCGGGGGGGAGGGAGAGAAAUGUAUCAUCUAAUAAGAUCUGGAAGGAAAUGAACUCAGUGCUGCUUUUAGGUUAGAACAGCUGAAAACCUAAGUGAUAACUACUUGGAUCUGGAUGUACAGACACCAAAUGUAGAGGGCACGAAGAUCCUUGAACACCAUUGUAGUCAUAUUAACACAUUUUUCAUAAUGAGAAGGCUUUCCCUCACUUUUUAUCAUUAUUAGCAGGUCUCCUGGAUAGGGUCUCUGCUUGUACAGAGGGGAAAGUAGAAUAGAAAUUCAAGAAUCAUGUGGUGUGGACAUUGGUUCCCUUCAGUUCCUGUUUUCCAGUAGUCAAUAUUCUAUCCAAGACUUCUCUGAAUAUGUAUUAGAUGGGAGAGGAGAGGAAGCAGGGGAAGCAUCAAGGAAGCAGAAUAACUCAAGAAGGGUAGAUUCUUAGAAUUCAAGGGGCAAAAGGAAAAGUUUUGGCUGGGGUUCCUGAAAUUUAACUUCUACUUCCCCAGGCUUAGUUUUGGAGUACUAUGUUAGUCCAGACCCAUUCUUGGGUAAUUCUACCUCAAUGGAAACAGUGCUUAUUCUCAUUCACUAAUCCACUCGAAAAUCAAGACAUCAUCCGCAUGAUGUCAGUGGUCCUCUUUGAGAAUGAAGGAUGAACAACCACCACCUGGGCUCAAAUCUUAUCUCUUCUCCUCACUAACUAGAAUCUCAAACAAGUUGCUUCCCUUCUCUGGACCGCAGUUCCCUCAUCUGUAAAAAAAGAAAAUUGAAUUAAAUGAGUUAUAAAUAACUUUCAACUCUAAAUACUAUGAAAUUCAUUCUGGCAAUGAGAAAUUUACCCAGCUUCUCCCUAUCCUGCAUCAUGGAUAUUCCUAGAACUCCUGAUCUCCAGGUUUUUUUAUCUCGAUAUCACCCUGAUCAAAAUUAGUGAACAAGUAGGGAGCUACAAGGGUUCUAUCAUCAAGGGAAGUACUGUUGAUGAUGUUCAAGUCAUGAUGAGCUACAACAAAUCGCAAAGAUGGGGAGUCAACCAGAAUGAAUUCACAGGUUCGAACCAUCUCCAGGUUUAUUCUACUGCCAUAAGGUGGGAAAAAUUCCUCAUGAACUUACAAUUAACAAAGGCAGAUUUGGGACCUUUUAUGGGAAAGGAUUAUAAGCAAGGUAUGCUAACUAUGCCAGUUGUGUGCAUCAAUAAAUCAACUAAUGGUCAUGGCUGUCUAUACAAGACAGACAAGAUGUCUAUAACUUAAUAUCCAUAUUGUAUAAGGUAAUUGUAGGUGUCAGUACAAGAUUAUGCAUGAUAAUUUUACAGAGUCAAUACUGGGGCCUCUCAGAUAUUGGGUUGCUUCCAAAGACAUUGUCUUUUGCUGGAGUCCAUUUACUCCAUCAUUAUCACUUUGGAUAGGACUGAAAGCAAAGGAAGAAAAUGAGUCAGGACAGAACAAAAAAAAAUUGACCUGUCUCUGGUCACAUCUAAAAGUGUUAGAGUCAGGUCAAAGGAGAACAAAUUGUUAAAUUUUCAGUGUGAAUAUUUAUACCCAGAAGUUAACAUUAGAUUAGAGUUUGAUUUAUUGUUAAUUAUUGAGGUGUAGACUUAAGAAAAUUAUAAGGAAAAUAUUGAUAAUUCAUAUCAAACUUUAAAAUGACAGGUACAUUUUUAAAGAGAUCCACUUGUUCAACAUUUACCUACCUCACACCCCAACCAAUAACUAUAGUAUGAAGAAUCAGAUAUUAAUCAACUCUCUCCUUCCAGUUUCUGCUUAAAAUGUUACUGCUUCUAGAGCAACUCUUGGUUUCACUUUGAUUUGUCUGGAUAUAUUCCUUGUAAUAGAACAAGAACUUUUUGGAGACGUCAGUUUGAGUCUGGAUUCUGACACUAGCUAUGUCACUUAACCUCUAUUAAGAACCAAAAAGUAUGCUUUACCCUCAACCCUGUGAAGGCAGUACUGAACACAUUAAUUAAAGUUGUGAAAUCUUUCAAGGCUCUUUUCUUUUACACUACUAUGGUGAGAUCAUGCAAAUCAUUUUCCUAGUUUUUCUCUCUUCUUUCUGCAAAUUUUCAUAAGUAUCUCUGAAUUCUUCAGAUUUGUCAUUUGCUCUUGUCAAUAAUAUUCCAUUGCUUUCAUAUACACUUUGUUCAGCCCAGUCAAUGAACACUCACAUUCUUCACCCCCACCCCCACCCCGUCCUCACUGGUAUUUUAUUUUUUCCAAUUGCACCUAAAAGUAAUUUUCAACAUUCAUUUUUGUAAGAUUUUGAGUUUCAAAUUUUUCUCCCUCAUCCCUCCUCCCUUCCCAAGAUAGCAAGCAAUCUAAUAUAGGUUAUACAUGUAUAAUAAUCAUAUUAGACAUAUUUCUGCGUUAAGCAUGUUGGGAAAGAAAUAUCAGAACAAAAGGGGAAAACCCCAAGAAAGAAAAACCCCAAAGUGAAAAUAGUAUACUUUAAAAUGCAUUCAGAGUUUAUAUUUUUUUUCCUCUGGAUGUGGAUAGCAUUCUCCAUCCUGAAUCUUUUUGAUCUCUGUGUUAUUGACAAGAGCUAAAUCAAUCAUAGUUGAUCAUCACAUAAUGUUACUGUUACUGUAUACAAUGUUCUCUUGGUCCUGCUCACUUCACCCAGCAUCAGUUUUCAUUAAGUCUUUCCAGGUUUUUCUGAAAUCCACCUACUCAUCUUUUUUUAUAUCACAUUAGUAUUCCACUACAUUCCAUACAACUUGUUUAGCCAUUCCUCAAUUGAUAGGCAUCCCCACAAUUUUCUAUUUUUGAGAACCCAGUUUUUUGUUACUACAAAAAAGGGUUACUAUAGCUAUUGUUCCAUCUAUAGGGAGUACUCUUAGAAUAUCAAAAUAUGUUACCCAAUACUUUAGGUUUUUACCUUCUGGAAGAACAUAAGAUAUUGCCAGGAAUGGGUUGCACAAUACCCCAAGCAAGAAGUGUACUUUACACUGAGGAAAGGUGAAUUUAGUUUACCAAUCAUUUAAAUAAAUGCUUACUAUAAAGAAAGCAAUAAAUUAAGUGUUGGGCAAACAAAGAUAAAAAUAGAGGAGAAACAAGAAAUCUGUAUUUUACAUCAAUGAUAGAACCUGGGUAAAUGUCUCUCUUUGCUUCUGUUUCUCUGGUAAUUUAUUUUUAGAACUUCAAAUCCACUUUGUAAUGGCAUUAUUUACAAUAAAUUUUGCCCCUUGACUAGGA